Anopheles nili is the source of this 2012-nucleotide messenger RNA. Its product is annotated as fibrous sheath CABYR-binding protein-like. The record is from RefSeq and is a predicted model, not a curated record. Lineage: Eukaryota; Metazoa; Arthropoda; Insecta; Diptera; Culicidae. The coding region runs from base 1 to 1848 and encodes 615 amino acids. The transcript is spliced from 2 exons.
AUGAAGCUCACCCUGGUGGUCAUUGUGGCCGUGCUCAUUGCCACGUGUUGCGCCCUUCCCGUACCAAAGGAGGAGGUAUUUGCGGUGUACCCCGUGAACAGUGCCCUGGCACAGCACUCAAGCGAUCUGCCAGUUGAAGCCAAACCCGAACAAGCCACUGGACCGGUGGCUGCGUCCGCGGCGAAAGAUCUCACCGUCGAGAAGGAGACACCAAAACCGGAAGUUGGCAGUGGAUUGGGGGCUGAAAGCACGCAAGAACAAACGAAAGCUGCCCCCGAGAAGCUGGAAGAGACCGUCAAGGACGAUGGCGUGAAAGCUGCACCCGAAGUGGUGGCAACACCGGUGAAGGAAGAAACUGCAAGAACUGUUGAGGAAGCAAAGUCGGCACCUCUGAAGGAUGCGACGGAAGUGAAAGCUGAGCCAACUCCAGCUGCGGUGGCCGAGUCGGCUGUUGAUGUUCCGACAACGGCGUCAAGUGAAGAUGCUCGACGAGAAGUUUCCCAGUCGGUCCCAGUUGAACCCGAGCCCAAGAUGGUUGUUCCAGAGACGAAAGCUGCCACGGAGGUGAAGGAAGUCACGGAGUCGAAAUCGAGUGAAGAGAAAGAAACCGCUCCGGUCGCUAAAGCUGUGGUUGAGGAUGUGAAGGCGUCUGUCGAUGAGAAGGCCAAGGAACUAGCUGUCCCAACGAGUGAAGGAAGCGUGGUUGAGAAAUCGGCAGAAGUCACCACAACCGUAGCGGAGCAGGUGGCAACUGUUGCACCGACCGAAAGCAAGUCCGAGAAGCUUACUGAGGAAACCAAAGUAGAGGCAACUUCUGAAGCUCGUGCUGCUCCCGUCGUGGAGGCUAACACCGAUUCUAAGCCCGCCGAAAAGGUCGCGCAAGAACCUGUGGUGAAGGCCGUACCGGAAACAGUGGAAGCGAAGCCGACCUCUGUGGAGAUGACGACCGUGAACGCUGAACCAGCUUCAGAGGCGAAGGCCGCGGCAAGUGACGACGUUAAGCCUACUCUGUUGACCGCUAACGAUCCGGAACCUAAGACCGAGGGAAAGGACGAAGUCAAACCCACGAAAGUGCGUGCUGCCCCGAUUGUCGAAGGACUGACGGUGUCCCAACCGGUGGAAGCUGAACCUGCCGUCGCUAAAAUCCAAGUCACCGUCGUGCAGGAAGCUGAGAAGGAAACCGUACAGGAUGCGCCUGUGACUGAGGCCGAGGAGAAAACCUCAGGACCAGCUACGACCACGGUUCCGGAGGUGAAGAAGCUCGAUGAAGAAGUUGAACAGAAAUUGCCGGAGUCACCGAAGGCUGAGGCUGACGUUCUGAGCAUGGAGUCAUCCGUCAAGAGUGAAGUUGAGCCAGAAAAGGCUGAGCGAACCUUCAUUCCGGCUACCGCACCUUCUUCCGAAGCUGUUGUCGUUGUGGUUCCCAGCGUGAAGCCCGAGGACGUUACGACCGUUGUUGCUGUGGCGGAGAACACCGACAAACCCGCGGGUGAGUCCGCAGAAGACAAACCGAUGGUACGAUCGGUGGCCGCUUCUGACGAGCUUCUCGAGGCGACCACGACAACGGCGAAAGUCGAGGAAUCAAAAGAUGGGAGUUCUCAGCCGGGAGCAACCGAAACCUCGGACGCAGUCCAAGAAGAUACUAAGGAUCAGAGUGACGGUAACGGUACAACGGUGAGCAGCGUUACGGAGCAGGAUACGACCACCGUAGCUGCCGUUACGGAACCGGAACCGGUGCCAACACCCGCAAAGCAAAAAGCCAAGAAGCAGGUUCCACCAAACCUCAAAGGAUACAGCAAGCGGUUGAAGCUGCAGGAAGCACAACGGAAGCAAGGUGACAGCGAAUGAGAAUGCGCCCAAGGAUGGGACAGCUGAAAGCUCAGGAAGCCAGUAACGUCACCGGGGAAGUCGGUGACACCGGCUCCAUCAACUGCUGUGGCCAGUUCCCGCACGCUCUUAACCUGUAAGAUCUACCCGUCUAGAAGAUAAGCGAUAGCGUUAAGGUGACAUCA